Messenger RNA from Musca domestica (house fly), 2931 nucleotides. It is a transcript of the gene slou, whose product is annotated as homeobox protein slou. Lineage: Eukaryota; Metazoa; Arthropoda; Insecta; Diptera; Muscidae. The record is from RefSeq and is a predicted model, not a curated record. Gene Ontology annotation, molecular function: DNA-binding transcription factor activity, RNA polymerase II-specific; RNA polymerase II cis-regulatory region sequence-specific DNA binding. The coding region runs from base 56 to 2338 and encodes 760 amino acids. Gene Ontology annotation, biological process: regulation of transcription by RNA polymerase II; cell differentiation. Gene Ontology annotation, cellular component: nucleus. The transcript has 4 exons.
CUUCGAAUUCGGAAAUUUCAAAGAAGAAAACUUUACCAAAAAAUCACCCACCAAAAUGGUGAUGUUACAAUCACCAACAAAACCCUCGGAUACUGCAGCGCAGACCGCCAUAAACGGCUCACAAAUGAGUCCCAACUCCCAACCCGACUCACCCAAAUCGAAUUCGUCGCCAGAGGUGACCACUAAGUCCACAGCCGCCGCUACAAACAACGACAACAACAGCAUGUCAACACCUAGUACACCAUCAUCGGGAUUACCAUCGCCAACGGGAAAAAUACCCAAAUUUAUUAUUACCCCACAAAAUAAUCAACAGGCUGUGAACAACAACAACAACAAUAAUAAUAACAACAACAAUGCGAAUAACAAUAACACCAACAACAUGAAGAACAACGAAGAAUGUUUACGUUACUCCAUGGAAAGGUUAAAACAAAUGACCGAACAACAGCUUCGGCGUUCUGCAUCGCCCAAAAAUGAGGAUUCCGAAACUGAAAAUGGCCAGGAGAACAAUAGACGUUCCCAGACACCUCCGAGUGGACAACAACAACAUCCACAACAACCUUUACCGCCACCACCACAUCAACAAUUGCAAUUUAUCAAUGCCACACCACCCAGGAAAAUGUUGGAUCUAAAUUCCGUGCGACAAUUAGCCCGGCCGGAGCCACUGCAACAUCCCCAUGCAGCUCUGUUGCAGCAACAUCCUCAUCUCUUGCAAAAUCCACAAUUUUUGGCAGCUGCAGCCCAUCAUGCCCAGCAUGGUCAUGGGCAUCCCCAUCAUCACCCGGGUCACCCAGUGUUUCAUCCACAUUUACCGACGGCUGCAGCUGUGGCAGCCACAGCAUUUCAUUUGCGUGGUCCACCAUUACCUCCAACGGCCACUUCCACGCUGAGUUUGCCCGGUCACACACAUGCCCCCUCACCGGCCCAUUCGCCAUUGUCGCCACCCAACUCGCCGCCACAUUCCGAACCGCAACAAACAAAUGGACUACAAAUGCCUUUACCCAUAUCAACGGCAACAUCUUCCUCCGCCAGCAUUGUUCCUUUGACCCCCCACAACAACAAUCCCCAACUGUCAACAAUUUCCUUACAACCCUCGUCACAACAGCCCAGUGUUCCAGCCGUAACAUCAGUCCAUUUAUCUUUAAGUCCCUCAUCGUCAUCGACCACAAUCUCAUCAAGUUCGUCCAGUUCACAUCUUCAUCAUCAGCAGUCACAUCCACAUUCUCAUCCUCACCAGCAACAUCAUCAUCAUGACAUGGAUUUGGAAAAAUUGAAAUUGGUUGCCCAAGCCCAGGCAGCAGUGGCUGCCCGUUCCGCCGUGGCAGGUGGCCCAAAUGUUGUAUCCAAUCGUCCUGAUUUAAGUGAUUAUGGGUUUAGAAUACAAUUGGGUGGCUUGGCGGCGGCUGCAGCAGCAGCGGCAGCCACUUCAAGACAAAUUGCCGCCGCCAAUUAUGCUCGCAGUGAUACCAGCGAAGAACUGAAUGUCGAUGGCAACGAUGAGGAGAGCAAUGAUGAGGGAUCACAAGGGACACCGUCGGUCUGUCCGGUUGAUUUAACCCGUUCGGUGCCGAAUGGACAUGUUACCUCAACAACCAACUCACCGACAUCGACCUCCUCAGGACCAACAUCAGCAGCGGCGACGACAACAACAACCACCACCAGCGAAAAAGAGACAACAAAACGUUUAGCAUUUUCCGUAGAAAAUAUUUUGGAUCCAACAAAAUUUACGGGAAAAAUGCAACAACAACACUAUGCAAAUCAACGUCAAUGGAGUUGUAGUGGCAGCAGCAACUACGACCGAGACGAGGAAAUGCACGAUGAUGAACACAGUGAAGAUAUGUCGGCCCAAGACCUUAAUGACAUGGACCAGGAUGACAUGUGUGAUGAUGGCAUGAGUGAUAUUGAUGAUCAUACGAGUGAGACAGAUUCGAAAAAGGGUGAUGGCCGUUCCGGUGAUGGAAAAUCGAAUAGCAGUGGUGGUGGUGGUUCAAAGCCCCGGCGAGCCCGCACCGCAUUUACAUAUGAACAAUUGGUGUCCUUGGAGAAUAAAUUUAAGACAACCCGGUAUCUGAGUGUGUGCGAACGUUUGAAUUUGGCAUUGAGUCUGUCGCUGACUGAAACACAGGUUAAAAUCUGGUUCCAAAAUCGUCGCACCAAAUGGAAGAAACAAAAUCCUGGCAUGGAUGUGAAUAGCCCGACAAUUCCACCACCCACCGGUUCCUUUGGACCUGGUGCCUAUGCCAGUAGUUUGCUGUACUCACACACCAUGCCCUACUCACCCUACGGCCCAUAUUUCCAUCCCUUGGGUGCGGCACAUCAUUUGAGUCAUUCGCAUUCAUAAAAUUGUAAGAUGCAACAUAAAUUGUUGCAAAUAAUGGAAAUGCGUAAAUAUCAAGGCCUGAGGAAGGAUUAGACUAAUCAACAACAAAAAUGUAAAGAAAAUCCUUUCUUUGAUGCUCGAGACAACAAAAACCAAACAAAUGUGAUGAUAAUUGUAUAGGAAUAAAAGAAAACAAAGAUGAUUAUGAAUUAUAAAAUUCCAUGAAAUUUAAAAAUCAUUUCAAAUCUCCAAAACAAAAAUUCGCUCUGUUCCCGAAACUGCAAGAAUGUAAAACAUUUUACUGAAAUAAUCGAUUUUUUCUUUAUGAUAUCACAAACAUUUCUGGAUUCCUGCAGGUUCUGGAACAGAACAAAUAACAAAAGAAAACCAAGAUAGGGUCAGUGCAAUUUAAUUUUUGUUAAUUCCGAAAAAAAUUGAAAAAUAAAACAUUGUUCAAACACUGCUCUCCCUCUGCUCUAUACAGUUUAAAUGUUCUGUCAAUUACCAGAGUUCUACAAACAGAAAUCUACUUGAAUUUAAAAUUUCCGAUGUAAAUAAAAGCUAUUUAUCUUUCGCCUCAUUAUCGUAUAAUUAUUAUUAUUUCGAUUAUUUAU